AACUCAAGAACGUCGCCGUUUCAUUAUUGUCGGUCAUGUGACGUCAUUAAAGAAUUAAAAUGUAGUUACACGUUAUACCUACAUAUAGAACAAGAAAAAGAGUAAUUUCAGAGAACCCGAAAGUGUGAAGAUCGGGUGUUUUCUUCCAUUUCAUGCCAUUAUUGGUUCUUAAUUCUUGAAAAAUUCAACUUGGCUCUCAAUCAUAUUCCACUCCUCUGGCAUCCGCAUUUUUCUUCGUCUACACGCCUUCUGCCUGAUGCUUUGCUGCCGACUCUCACUCAUAGUUGUGAAAUUAAACAUCAAUUCCUCUCAAUUUCGCAAGAUCUCUCAACUCAUCCACCUGAGGUUUUGAUAGGCAAUGACGUUAAGGCGAGGAUUAUCCGGUACAGGUCUCCACAGGAAAAAAGGCGGUGGAUCUCGAGUGCCUAUUGUUCUUGUGAUUUUCUUUGUAGUUUUAAUGCCGUUAAUUUUCUUUGUCAGCGGAGGACUUUACUCAUCUACAUCGUCUGAUGAAAAUGGUACUGCAGGUGGUUCUAGCAAGCAGACUGUGCAUUGGAGAGAAAAGUUGGCGUUGCAAUAUGUUAAACCUAUUUUCUCAAAAGAGGUCAUUGAUGUUAUUAAGGCUAGCACAGUUGAUUUGGGCCCCUUGAGUUUUGAUUCUCUGAGAAAAAACAAUAUGUCUGCUUCAUGGAGAUUUGUUGGGGUAGAGACUUCAGUUGAGAGUAAUGUUACUAUUUCUGAGAUAGCUGCAAAUGUGACAAGAGGAAAACCCAAGGGGAAACGUGAUGAUGUUUUGGCUGAUCAUUCUCAAUUUGUUGAUACACCUACAAAGCAACAUCGACGGCAAUUGAGAGAUAAAAGGCGCGAAAAGCGGGCAGCUGAGUUGUUGCGACAAGAUGAUGAAGCUAUUGUGAAGCUGGAAAAUGCAGCCAUUGAGCGCUCUAAAUCUGUAGACUCUGCUGUCCUGGGGAAAUACAGCAUAUGGAGGAGAGAAAAUGAGAAUGAGAAUUCUGAUUCUACUGUGCGGCUGAUGCGAGAUCAGAUAAUAAUGGCAAGAGUAUAUAUAAGUAUUGCAAAGAUGAAGAACAAACUUGACUUACAGCAAGAACUACAGACACGGCUCAAGGAGAGUCAGCGUGCUUUAGGAGAGGCAACAACUGAUGCGGAUUUACAUAACAGUGCACCUGAAAAAAUUAAAGCAAUGGGCCAAGUUCUGUCAAAAGCAAGAGAGCAACUGUACGACUGUAAAUUGGUUACUGGAAAGCUGAGAGCAAUGCUUCAAACAGCAGAUGAACAAGUUAGAAGCUUAAAGAAACAGAGCACAUUUCUGAGUCAGUUAGCUGCGAAAACAAUUCCCAAUGGAAUCCAUUGCUUGUCUAUGCGCCUUACCAUUGAAUACUAUCUUCUUCCUCUAGAGAAGAGAAAAUUUCCUAGAAGUGAGAAUUUGGAAAAUCCAAACCUCUAUCAUUAUGCCCUCUUCUCUGAUAAUGUCUUGGCUGCAUCAGUUGUUGUCAACUCAACAGUGAUGAAUGCCAAGGAUUCUUCAAAACAUGUAUUCCACCUUGUGACAGAUAAACUCAACUUUGGAGCGAUGAAUAUGUGGUUUCUUAUAAACCCUCCUGGGAAGGCGACUAUUCAUGUGGAAAAUGUUGAUGAAUUUAAGUGGCUUAACUCAUCCUACUGCCCUGUUUUGCGUCAGCUUGAAUCCGCUGCAAUGAAAGAGUAUUAUUUCAAGGCAGAUCAUCCUACUACUCUUUCUUCCGGUGCCUCAAAUCUGAAGUAUCGUAACCCAAAGUAUCUCUCAAUGCUUAACCACCUCAGGUUCUAUCUUCCUCAGGUCUAUCCUAAGUUGGACAAAAUUCUGUUUCUUGACGAUGAUAUUGUUGUCCAAAAAGACUUGACCAAAUUGUGGUCCGUAGAUCUCCAUGGAAAAGUGAAUGGUGCUGUAGAAACAUGUGGUGAAAGCUUUCAUCGUUAUGACAAGUACUUAAACUUCACAAAUCCUCAUAUUGCAAGAAACUUUGAUCCAAAUGCUUGUGGUUGGGCUUAUGGGAUGAAUAUGUUUGAUCUUAAGGAGUGGAAAAAGAAGGAUAUUACUGGCAUAUAUCACAAGUGGCAAAAUAUGAAUGAAGAUAGGGCACUUUGGAAGCUGGGUACAUUGCCUCCGGGACUGAUUACAUUUUAUGGUCUGACUCAUCCGCUUGAGAAAUCAUGGCAUGUGCUUGGUCUGGGUUACAAUCCUAGCGUUGAUCGGUCAGAGAUUGAUAAUGCAGCAGUCAUCCACUAUAAUGGUAACAUGAAACCAUGGUUAGAGUUGGCAAUGACAAAGUAUCGAUCAUACUGGACCAAGUAUAUUAAGUAUGAUCAUCCCUACCUUCGGAACUGUAAUCUAAGUGAAUAAACCUGAUGAUGGGAAUUAAGGUACUGUCAAAUACUCUCUUUCUUUCUCUCUUCACAGUUGAAGGGUCAAUUUCUUUUGGUUUACUGCAUCAGAAGGGAAAGAGUUCAAUUUUUCAUGCUGCAUGUACCUUCUCUCUAUUGCACAUUGUUUACCGUUCUUUGUAAUUCAUUAAAUUCGUUCUUACUUAUCCAAUGAAACAAGAUAACAAACUCCAUGUUGACCUGUAGAAACAGCAUAAGAUUUUUUUCAUCUUCUAUUUUGGUUUUUGUUGAAGUUCAGUUCAAUUUGAAAAGGAAAUAGUAAACCUCAUAUAAAUGUGAAUUUUCUGUAUUCAUUAAACAGAUCUUGCUUUAGAGAGUAAAACAUGUCAGGUCUUUUUAUCUUUA
Messenger RNA from Mangifera indica (mango), 2787 nucleotides. Its product is annotated as polygalacturonate 4-alpha-galacturonosyltransferase. The transcript is spliced from 11 exons. Gene Ontology annotation, molecular function: polygalacturonate 4-alpha-galacturonosyltransferase activity. NCBI's taxonomy places the organism in Eukaryota, Viridiplantae, Streptophyta, Magnoliopsida, Sapindales, Anacardiaceae. The record is from RefSeq and is a predicted model, not a curated record. Bases 359 to 2401 code for a protein of 680 amino acids.